CGAUACUCUCUCUCUCUUCUCUGUGAAAUUGUUGCCGCCACUCUGCCACAGUACGGCUGCUGCCGCGCCGUCUCCUCGUUGCCGGUAAAAAGGCUGCCGCACCUUGUCGCCGUGCCAGCCCAUGGCAGUGCCCCACCUCCUGCGCUGACUUGCUGUCCGUGUACCCACACGAGUCUUCAAGCUGAUUUCGUAGAGAAUCCAACUGGUUUGGUAGCAGACCAUACAGCUCUUAUAUAUCGGGCCCUUACUUCAGAAACAAAGGGUUUGAAGCAAUCUGUCUAGCUAAUUCCACACCUAGGGUUUUGUAACAUAUUAUAAGCUCCUUGUUCCUCCACAUAUUGACUCAUUACUUGAGGGACGCUAUGGAUAUAUAACUUGAGAGAGAUUUGCAACAAUGGACGCUAUGGCACUACACUACUGCCAAAAGUGGGGAAUCUUCCUGCUACCAAUUAGCUUGAAAACUUAAUAUAGAAAGCAGCUGAAAAAUAGUGAGUUGCCUUUGAAAGUCGAAGCAGAUAGUUAUAAAGGAGAUCUCUACAUAUCAGGUCUAGCUUAAGCUCCAUUGAUUGGUUAUAAUUCACGUACGUACGGACUAAUCAAAGGAAGCCAUACAAUUAAUUAAGAAGACGACACCCAAAUUAGUCAGAAAAAGGCAGUUCCAAUCACAUUAGAUUCGAACUUAUAAGAUGGACAGGAGUUGGAUGCAUAUCACCGAUAGAUUGAAAUCCAGGGAAUAUGCCAAAGGCGUUAAAGAUUUCAUUACUUUCGCUCGAUCUCAUGCUAUCGGCUGUGACAAAAUUCGUUGUCCAUGUAGGCUGUGCUCAAAUAAUUAUUGGCUACCUAUAAGCAUGAUAGAACGUCAUUUGUUCAUUAAAGGGAUUGAUCCAAAUUACACGGCGUGGAUAUUCCAUGGCGACGAGGAAGCUUUGUCUGUUAGUGAUGAUUAUGAUUUGCAAGAAUCUGAACUUGGUGAUGAAUACAUUGAUGACAUUGAUGUCAUGUUGGAAGACAUUCGGGCUGGGAAAUUCGGAAAUGUUGCUUCAACCGAGUCAUUCCAUGCUAGGGUUUCCACGCCGGUCAAAACUCGGAAACGUGGGCGUGGACUAGGUAAGAGCACAUCUUUUGACCAACUGAGAAAGCAUGGAAAGAUAUCUUUGAAGAUCAAGGAUGGGGAGACAGCACCUUGUUGUGAAAAGUGUACAAUGUUUACAACAAGGGUUACAUGGAUAUUGAAGCACCAUGCUGACUUGAGUCACCCCAACUGGCACGACGUUCCAAAUCACGAGAAGGACAAAUUGGUUACUCGUGUUCGGGCUGACUUCAUCCUAGACUGGUCAAAAAAGAAUCAUCGCUCAACGGUGAUGAAGACACUUUGGAAGAGAUUCAAUGCAAUUCGGUAUGAUUUGCAUAAAAUCUACAUGCAGUACAAUACUCAUGAAGAAGCACUCGCGAAUGGGACGGAAAUGGUGAACCCACAACGUGGGAGAAGUUAUGUGCAAGAUGGUCAAGCAAGGGCUUCAAGGCAGAAGCAACAAACUAACCACACUGCUGGAAGAACCUCAUUUGUGCGGUUACUGGAAAUAAGGUAUGAGACUGAGCCUAAUCUGAUUGAUUUCUUUAAAGAUGUUCGGUGGUCAAAGAAAAAAGGGAAAUUUGUGACUCCUAUGACUGAAGAGCAUUAUAACUUGAUGGUUGCAAAGUUAGACCAGCUGGAGCCUGAAAACCGCACUAAAGAGGCGGCAGCAGAAAUUUUUAGGGAGGUCUUGGGCCACAGGCCAGGGUAUGUAAGGGGGUUGGGAGAGAUGGUUAUGCCUAAGUCAUCCAAAGAUAACACUGAAGAAUGGAUUACAAAAUUAGCAGCAGCUGCAGAAAAGCACGAGAAAGAUACUCAGUAUUACAAGAGCCUACUGGAUGAAUUAAGGGGGGAUGUAAGGGUACUCUUGGAGAAGCAAGCAAAGUACGAUAAUUUUUUUAGUACAUACAUGUCAAAAAGGCAGUCCCAUGGAGAGUCUCAUAGAGAGGCUGAUCAGGGAGCUGCAUAGCUGCUGCUUUUGCGAAAGAAACAAUUUUUUGCUAUUUUGGGUUUGGUCCUGACCAAACUUGCAUAUACCAUCAUUCCUCAAAGAUCUAACAUUUUGUUUGUAGUCAGAUUGUUGUGGGGCAGUCAGGAUUUUUUUGGAAUGUUCUUUUGGAGCUGGCUAUACUUAUGUGAUGGGUUGUGCAUGGUGUUACAAUUGGAAGUCAAACCUGAUCAGCUUUGAGUUGGCUCAAUAUAGUAACUGGCAGCAUGCUUACAUGAAGAAGCUGGGUGGGUUGGUCAACACCAUUGAGAAGCACGUACAGAAGAUAUGGACUGAAUCUGGAUGAGCAGCAUGGUUAGAAAGAAUUGGCAUGGUAUAUGUGAUCUACCAUUGUGGCUAUUUGGAAGAUACUUUUGUGUGCUUAGAACAAAUUGGGUUGUAUGGUAUCUUGGUGUCAUUUUUAUGAAUGAAUGUUGUUACAAAUAGUUUCAAGAUCGUUUAGAUUAUUUGUCAGUGUCAUGAAUGAAUGUUGGUACAGGGAGCGGCUAAUUAUUUAUUGUUUUGGCCAA
Juglans regia (Persian walnut) is the source of this 2590-nucleotide messenger RNA. RefSeq lists its product as uncharacterized. The coding region runs from base 687 to 2042 and encodes 451 amino acids. Lineage: Eukaryota; Viridiplantae; Streptophyta; Magnoliopsida; Fagales; Juglandaceae. The transcript has 12 exons. The record is from RefSeq and is a predicted model, not a curated record.